This is a messenger RNA of Zalophus californianus (California sea lion), 2957 nucleotides long. RefSeq names its product procollagen-lysine,2-oxoglutarate 5-dioxygenase 3 (gene PLOD3). Gene Ontology annotation, biological process: peptidyl-lysine hydroxylation. NCBI's taxonomy places the organism in Eukaryota, Metazoa, Chordata, Mammalia, Carnivora, Otariidae. Gene Ontology annotation, molecular function: procollagen-lysine 5-dioxygenase activity; iron ion binding; L-ascorbic acid binding. Gene Ontology annotation, cellular component: endoplasmic reticulum. The record is from RefSeq and is a predicted model, not a curated record. The coding region runs from base 375 to 2681 and encodes 768 amino acids. The transcript has 18 exons.
UUCAGUUUCCUCAUGUGUCAGGAGGCGCUGCGCCGGGCUGGCCCUCACCAAAGUCCUCGGCUCCGGAUCGCUGGCCCGAGCCCCCGCCCCUCCCCCGCUUCCCGGCCGGGCGCCCCCUCCGCUGGCUCCGCGCAGCCCGCGCGCUGACGCCCGGGGACAAUCCUCGCCUUGUCUGCGGCGCCCGCUUCUCGAGUUUUCAGUAGCCUCGGGCUACGCCUUUUUUCCAGGGCGGCGCCCUAUCCCUGCUCCUCCUCGCGGCUGGCCGCGGGGCAGCCCCGGUCCCUCUUCCCAGGGCCCCUCCCCGGAGUUGGGAUCCAGGCGCACGAGCCCCAGAGCCCUGCGGGCCUGUGUGCAGUCUCCGCCCGUUCCCCGCCAUGGCCUCCUCCGGCCCGGGACUCCGGCUCCUGCUGGGGCUCCUGCUGCUGCUGCCGCCGCCGCCUGCGACCUCGGCCUCCGACCGUUCCCGGGGCAGCGACCCGGUCAACCCAGAAAAGCUGCUGGUGAUCACGGUGGCCACAACCGAGACGGAAGGAUACCGGCGUUUCCUGCGGUCCGCGGAGUUCUUCAACUACACAGUGCGGACCCUGGGCCUGGGAGAGGAGUGGCGAGGGGGUGAUGUGGCCCGAACGGUUGGUGGAGGACAGAAGGUCAGGUGGCUGAAGAAAGAGAUGGGGAAAUACGCAGACCGGGAGGAUAUGGUCAUCAUGUUUGUGGACAGCUACGACGUGAUUCUGGCUGGCAGCCCCUCGGAGCUGCUGAAGAAGUUCGUCCAGAGUGGCAGCCGCCUGCUCUUCUCUGCGGAGGGCUUCUGCUGGCCCGAGUGGGGGCUGGCAGAGCAGUACCCUGAGGUGGGCACGGGGAAGCGCUUCCUCAACUCUGGUGGAUUCAUUGGCUUUGCCCCCACCGUCCACCAAGUCGUCCGCCAGUGGAAGUACAAGGAUGACGAUGAUGACCAGCUGUUCUAUACGCGACUCUACCUGGACCCGGGGCUUAGGGAGAAACUCAGCCUCAAUCUGGAUCAUAAAUCCCGGAUCUUUCAGAACCUCAAUGGGGCUUUAGAUGAGGUGGUUUUAAAGUUCGAUCGGAAUCGUGUGCGCAUCCGGAAUGUGGCCUAUGACACGCUUCCCGUCGUGGUCCAUGGGAAUGGUCCCACUAAGCUCCAGCUGAAUUACCUGGGAAACUAUGUCCCUAAUGGCUGGACUCCCCAGGGAGGCUGUGGGUUCUGCGGCCGGGACCGGAGGACACUCCCGGGGGGGCAGCCUCCCCCCCGGGUGCUUCUGGCUGUGUUUGUACAACAACCUACCCCGUUCCUGCCCCGCUUCCUGCAGCGGCUGUUCCUCCUGGACUACCCCCCCGACAGGGUCACCCUCUUCCUGCAUAACAGUGAGGUGUACCAUGAGCCCCACAUUGCAGACUCCUGGCCGCAGCUCCAGGACCACUUCUCAGGCGUGAAGCUGGUGGGGCCAGAGGAGGCCCUGACGCCAGGCGAGGCCAGGGACAUGGCCAUGGACACUUGUCGGCAGGACCCGGAGUGCGACUUCUACUUCAGCCUGGAUGCUGACGCUGUCAUCACCAACCCGCAGACCCUGCGCAUCCUCAUCGAAGAGAACAGGAAGGUGAUAGCGCCCAUGCUGUCCCGCCUUGGGAAGCUGUGGUCCAACUUCUGGGGAGCCCUGAGCCCCGACGAGUACUAUGCCCGCUCGGAGGACUACGUGGAGCUGGUGCAGCGGAAGCGAGUGGGCGUGUGGAAUGUGCCCUAUAUAGCCCAGGCAUACGUGAUCCGCGGUGAGACCCUGAGGACAGAGCUGCCCCAGAGGGAGGUGUUCUCGGGCAGUGACACUGACCCAGACAUGGCCUUCUGUAAGAGCCUGCGGGACAAGGUGAGUGGGGCCUGGGCGCCCAAAGCCAGGGUGCUGGGAAGCAGCCACCCGUGUCUCCUCACACCCCUCCCCCACCCCCACCAGGGCAUCUUCCUCCACCUCAGCAAUCAGCACGAAUUUGGCCGCCUCCUGGCCACUUCCCAGUAUGACACCGACCACCUGCACCCUGACCUCUGGCAGAUCUUCGACAACCCCCUGGACUGGAAGGAGCAGUACAUUCAUGAGAACUACAGCCGGGCCCUUGAAGGGGAGGGACUUGUGGAGCAGCCGUGCCCAGACGUGUACUGGUUCCCGCUGCUGUCUGACCAGAUGUGCGACGAGCUGGUGGAGGAAAUGGAGCAUUACGGCCAGUGGUCAGGAGGCCGGCAUGAGGACUCGAGGCUGGCCGGAGGCUACGAGAAUGUGCCCACCGUGGACAUCCACAUGAAGCAGGUGGGCUAUGAGGACCAGUGGCUGCAGCUGCUGAGGACGUACGUGGGACCCAUGACAGAGAGCCUGUUCCCAGGCUACCACACCAAGACCCGGGCAGUGAUGAACUUCGUGGUCCGCUACCGGCCAGACGAGCAGCCUGCUCUGCGGCCCCAUCACGACUCAUCUACCUUCACUCUCAACGUGGCCCUCAACCACAAGGGCCUGGAUUAUGAGGGAGGUGGCUGUCGCUUCUUGCGCUAUGACUGCAUAGUCUCGUCCCCGCGGAAGGGCUGGGGGCUCCUGCACCCCGGCCGCCUCACCCACUACCACGAGGGGCUGCCCACUACUCGGGGCACUCGCUACAUCAUGGUGUCCUUUGUCGACCCCUGACACUCAACCACUCUGCCAAACCUUCCCCGCCGUUGUGCCUUCCCGCGCCCCCCUCCUUGGAGAUGGGGGUCUGUCUGGCGCCUCCCUUCCUGAGUGGAUGUUCGGCGUGCCUGGGACUGAAUGUGUCGCCUCCCCACCCAACACACGGCCCUCUCAGGAAGCUCCUGGAGCCCCACUGCCCCUCCCCACAGCCCCCAAAGAUUCAUGGGGAGAAGGCUUCUGGGGGCUCCCCAUACAAUAAAUUAUUGUUUCUCAGCCUCCCUCCCAAUAAAGGAG